Messenger RNA from Doryrhamphus excisus (bluestripe pipefish), 3604 nucleotides. It is a transcript of the gene six4a, whose product is annotated as SIX homeobox 4a. Gene Ontology annotation, molecular function: DNA-binding transcription factor activity, RNA polymerase II-specific; RNA polymerase II cis-regulatory region sequence-specific DNA binding. Lineage: Eukaryota; Metazoa; Chordata; Actinopteri; Syngnathiformes; Syngnathidae. The record is from RefSeq and is a predicted model, not a curated record. Gene Ontology annotation, cellular component: transcription regulator complex; nucleus. Gene Ontology annotation, biological process: regulation of transcription by RNA polymerase II.
CUGGAUCCUUGUCGCUCCUCCCUCCCGGGGGCCUCGGGCGGCCAAUAGCGUGGCUCUCAAGCGCAUAGACCUCGGCGUGUCUCCUUCCACUUGCAGUCUGCGUGGAGUAAAAAGUCACAUUGGGAGGCUUUUGGGGGUAGAGAGAGGGAGAAGUAUCUACUUACAGCUGCUGUCAGAUAUCCGAUCGCCUUCGCAUGGCGAGGAGGUAACCUGAUCGAGCUGGGAGGAGUGACUCGACCAGGGAAGCCUUGAGCAACCAAAAAAAAAAAAAAUGUCUUCUUCUUCAGCUGGAGAAGUCACCACAGCGAAUGCAAUCAAGAGGGAAAAUGUGAAGGAGGUCGACGAGCGGGAGUGCAUCAAGCUUGCGGGGCUGGAGGCGGCCGAGUUGUCCAUGGAGCGAGCGGCACCCAACGCGGACGCGGUGCGCACGGAGCUGCUGGUGAGCGCCGCCUCCUCGCUGGCUUUCUCCCCGGAGCAAGUGGCGUGCGUGUGCGAGGCGCUGCAGCAGGGCGGCAACGUGGACCGCCUGGCCCGGUUCCUCUGGUCCCUGCCCCAGAGCGACCUGCUGCGCGGCAACGAAAGCAUCCUCAAAGCGCAAUCCCUAGUCGCGUUCCACCAGGCUCGCUACCAGGAGCUCUACAGUAUCCUGGAGAACCACAGCUUCACCCCGUCGAACCACACCUUCCUGCAGGAUCUGUGGUACAAGGCCCGAUACACCGAGGCAGAGAAGGCGCGGGGGAGACCCCUCGGCGCCGUGGACAAGUACCGGAUCCGGAGAAAGUACCCUCUCCCCAGGACUAUCUGGGAUGGCGAGGAGACGGUGUACUGCUUCAAGGAGAGGUCCCGGAACGCGCUCAAGGACCUGUACAACCAGAACCGGUACCCCUCUCCGGCUGAGAAACGCAAUCUCGCCAAGAUCACCGGACUCUCCUUGACCCAGGUCAGCAACUGGUUCAAGAACAGGAGGCAGAGGGACAGAAACCCCUCCGAGGCUCAGUCCAAAAGUGAAUCUGAUGGCAACCACAGCACAGAGGAUGAGUCCACCAAAGGUCAAGAGGACUUGUCACCCAGGCCCCUCUCAAACUCCUCAGAUGGCGUGAUCACUCACGGGAGCCUCCCAAUUCAAACGGGGCCAAUGGACAGUGGGGUAGUCAUCCAGCAAAUCGGGGACAUCAAAAUGGGCCCCGCGUCCAACAGCGGGGGGCUCUACAACGGAAGCCUGGUCACCAAUAGCGCCUCCUCGGCUGUGUUUCACAACGGUGGCUCGUCUUACCUCCACUCACCCGGGAACAUCCUCUUCAACGGGCUCAAUUUGGGCAUCCAACCAAUGGCGUUCAAUUCUCUGAGGCCGUCCGGCGGCGUUCUGAUGGGCGGCUCUGGAAUGGACGUUCACGAGAAAGGACUGGGUGGAUCUGCGGAGGAUUCGACCCUGCAGUACCCCUCUUCCUACUCGGGCUGUGUGAAUGGAGGGCAGGUGAAGCUCGAGGGGGUUCACACGAUGGCGUCCCAGAACGGAGGCUCCUCCGUGCUGACGUUCAGCUCCUCGCUGGGCGGAUACAGUCUGGUGCAGGUACCGAGCGGAGUCUCUGACGGUGAUGGAAGCUCGUUGCUUAACAGCGACGUCGGCCUUCCUCCGCUGCAGCUCUCUUCUUCGCCGUCAUCGUCCUCAUCCAUCACACAAGGUCCAAUACCUCUGAGCGAUAUCGCAGUCAGCUCCGCCAGCGAUGAUUCCUUGACCAUGACCUCCCUGCACCACAGCACCGUACUCUACAGUAUGAGCAGCGUCAGCCAGCCGCCCAUCAAGAAGGAACCUCUGGACGGAGGCGUGUACUCCUCGUACCACCACGGGCUCCACUUGGACCCGAGCGUGCAUAUCGGCUACUCCAAUCCCGCAUCUGAAGACGCUCCAUCGACGCAGGUUCCGGUCUCGGACACGGCAGAAAUCCCCGCCGUUACUGCAUCCAGCCCUGACGUGUACACCACACUCACCGUUAGCACGCCGCUGAUGCCGCAAACGAACCCAAGCAGUCACCAUCUGCAGGCGGUCAAGUACCACGAAGUCCGUGCGGGUCAGGUCUCGCACCUGAUGGGCACCUGCAUGACUAGUGACUAUAUGAGUCUGUCCCAAAACAAAACGGACGGCUCGAGUCCGGCGGGCGUGACUGAUAUAGUGCGGGCCAUGUGCGGCGACAUUGAACCCGUGGAGGGGAAGGAGUUAGCCAAACUACAGACAGUGCAGAUGGAUCAGGACAUGGCUGACCUUUAACCUUAAAGCAAAAGCACUCAUGUCCAUGAAAGCAGUGAUAUGAUGACGCUUUUGUUUGUGUGUGUGUGUGUGUGUGUGUGUUAUUGUGUGUGUGUGCAUUUUUUUUUUUUACCAUUCAUUUCUUUUAACUGUUAAAUUAUUUAAAGAUGCACUCUAGUAAGAAAGAAGGCUUGGACAUUUAUACAAAAAAAAAUAAUAAUUAAUAACAUGUUGCGUUCACAUUUUGUGAAAAUCCACUCCAUGUUGAAAAGUGCAGUUUUACAAACAACACCUGCUACUUCCUGUUGAGUGGACUUGAUUUGCCGAAGCAGGUGCUGGCAUGCAUGCCGCAAGUCACGUGACCAGGAUGUUCCUCCAAACUAAAUGCGUCAUCUGGGUCAAACCAAAAAGGUCAUUGGUAAGGGGGACAAGGGGGGGGGGGUGCCUGUCUGUGGAAGUGGGCCAGUUUUUACUGAAGGACCGCAAUGCAAUGCGUGUAUAAAACAAUAAGUCAUUCAACACACAAAAAGCUGCUCAACUCCGACAAAGUGCCCUUCGGCAAGCACCUUAAAUUGCCUCUCCGGUCUCAAAGAUGAAUGUACAUUUUUUUUUUUUUUUUAUGGGUUUGCACUACCAUCAUGACACUACGGGCACGACACUAGGGUUUGACGAGUUUGGACAAAUGGGCAUGUUGAAUGCUAUUUUCAAGCACUGGCGUCAACAGUGAAUGAAAAGGUCACACUGUGGGUUCACAUGUCGCUUGUAUGUUGUUUAUAAUGCCCGCCGCUACGUUAAAUAAGCGUGAUGAUGCUACGCUCGAUUGUGUUUUGGUUUAACGUGACUCUGCAAAUGCAAACACCUACAGUGAGAACAACAAGGGGCGAAAUUUUUUUUUUUUUUUUUUUUUUUUUGCAUGGCGUCAGACAGUUGUGGACACUUUUUGUUUUUUUUUUUCAUAGUGAAUAACACUGAAGCUCUGCUAUUUGAAGGCAAUAACAGCUCAAAUUCAGAGAUUUUACCAUCACCUCCACCAUUGCUGUCACUGGAAUAUUUACUGGGUGUCAAAUUUGUCAAGUGGGUCCUGUACUUUUUUUUUUUUUUUUUUUUUUAAACCACAGGAGCCUCAUUCUCCCUGUCAUACAUGACCAUAAUAGCACAUUUCAGCCUUUGCGGCCAAGAAACAGCAUUCAUAUCUCUGAAUGCAUCACACUUUGUUUUUUAUUUGGUUACCCAAUUCAUCAGUGCUUUAACUUCAUAUACCAAAUCUUAGUGAAGGGCAAUUUUUUUUUUUUAAUCUUAGUUUGACGUAUAUGUUUGUUAUCUGAAAUUAUGUGAAUGUAUUUUUCUAAAUCUCAGUAC